AUGUCCUCUUCUGGAACCUCAUCCUCCAAAGCUUCUCCUGGGGGCACAAGGAUUGGGCGGCCACCUCAGUGGACCGUGUCGAGGUCACGGAAGUUGGCCAGACUGUAUGUCUACACAACCUUGUCUAUCGGAAGGAUCAUUAAGGUUCUUGAGGAUGAUCUCUUCGCUCCCCGAAAAAACUCGGCUCAAAAGACAGUGCAUAAAAUGCUCGACAACGACCCCCGUUAUCUGCGCCCGGAGUCACGAGUUGAGAUGGAUCAACGCAUCGACUGUCUGUCAAAGUCUACCAUUCGCAAGCGAACACCAGGCCAUAUCAUUGGCCGACCACAGCCUAGGGAGGUCCAACGAAGGAUAUCCGACUGUUCGACGCUAUACGCCGAAAAGGUGUGCUCAUUACUCGACAACUUCACGAUAGCGAGUGGGUCAGACCUCGAAGAGAUACAACGACACCCUUGGUGGGCCGAGUCUUGCGAGCUUCCAGAGACGGACAUUGGCACCUUCGAGGAGUCCCCCACACUGGGCUUUGCGGUACCAGGGGAUUUCCUGACUGCCCAUACCCUGAACUGUGCUGAAGUUCCAGCACCCGGGCAUGGUAGCGGAACUUGUUGGUGCGCAAUCGUGGCGGAAACGACAAGAGAAGAAGGCUCAUGGCUGAUACCAACCGGAGAGAUACGGGAUGAAGUUAGCGACCUGGUCAGGAAUCCAUCACCGGAGCAGCUAUUUCGGCUCGUACCAUACGCCGGCGGUGCCUUAGGCCUUACCAACACUGCAAACCAGACGUUUCUUCAUGUCUUGAGCCUCGAAUGGUUCACCAAUGUCCCAAGCGUCCUGUCUUCUCUGCGAAGACUUCUUGACCUCGUUCGUCACUCUAACCAGGACAUCUUCCAUAUCACCGAUGUCUAUGGUCGCACCUUCUUCCACCGGGCAGCAUCCCUGGUGGCAAACCGGGAGGUUUUGACCGAUGUCCUAGCAUACUGCAAUCCCGCAAUUCCACUAUCUCGAGAUGCAUUCGGCUUCGAUCCAGUCGCCAAUGUCCAGCCGGGCGCGGCCAUUCUACAACCUGGAACUCCCAUAUACGGUAGCCCCGUCUCCUAUUCUCCACACGAACUCCCUAACCGAUCAAGCACACCCUCCAGUAUCCCCUCCCCCAGCGUCAGCGUCGCUGGAGUACCCUCUCCAGCAGACGAGGGCCCCUUCCUAGCCUACCACGCCCGCCUCAUCAAAAUCAUCCACUCAGCCUAUUCCAACCCCAUCGCCGAGGACUCCGAAGGCCGUAACGGCUUGCACUGUCUGGCAGAAGCCAUCAUCAACCAACAAAGCAUGGACGAGCAACGUUCUGCCUUAUCAUCCACGUCCAGUAGCCGUCCCCAAAAGCGCAGCAGACACUCGUCACUCUCAUCGGAAUUCACCCCUAUCCACGUCAUUCAAUCCCCUGGUCCCACUUCCCACCCCUCUCCUAUUACAAGUACUUUCGGGGUAGUGACAGAAAAGGAAAAUCCCCUUCCAUCUCGCCUCCGCCACUUACACUCCCUCCUCCACCCUUCCUCUGGGCACAGCGCCGUAGGCAUAAACCCAAACGCAUAUGACAAAUCAGGCACCACUCCCCUUAUGGCCUUCAUUCAGCAUAUUCCUGAUCACGAAGACGAUAAGUCUCGCACUCUCCAAAGCAUCCUCGAAACCCUAAUAAGAGGCGGAGCAAACAUUGAAGCGAGGAACAGAAGAGGAGAAACGCCCUUGUUAAUGGCGGCGAGGUUGGGAAGGAAAACUGCUAUAAGUGUGUUAAUGGAGCAGGGGGCUAACGUGCGGGUGAGAGACAAGUGGGGGAGGGGGAUUCUGGAGGUUCUGGACUGGGGGGUCUUGGGAUGUAAUGGUUCCGUUAAUAAAGCCCAGGGAGAGAAGUUAACUGGAAGAGAAGAGGGGAUAAAGGAGAGAGAGGAGUUGGCGCUUUAUGCUAGGUUGGAGGCUUGUAGUGGUUUGUUAACGGGACGGAGGGAUUGGGGAGUUGGGUACAUGAGGGAGAAGGAAGAGGAAGGGAUGGGCGUGGUGGGAGAGUGGAGGAUAAAAGGACAGGCUGCUGUGGAGGAAAUGGAGAUGUGA
Neurospora tetraspora is the source of this 2097-nucleotide messenger RNA. RefSeq lists its product as uncharacterized. The coding region runs from base 1 to 2097 and encodes 698 amino acids. The record is from RefSeq and is a predicted model, not a curated record. Lineage: Eukaryota; Fungi; Ascomycota; Sordariomycetes; Sordariales; Sordariaceae. Gene Ontology annotation, molecular function: protein binding. The transcript has 3 exons.